AUGUCCUGUUUCCCUCUUUCUGGGCAGGUUGGCCUCAUCCAGCUUGGGCAGGAGCAGGUGCUAAUCCAGCCACUCAACAGCUCUCGGGGCCCACUCAGCGGACGAGAGCACCUGGUCAGGCGCAAAUGGUCCUUGACACCCAGCCCCUCCACCGAGGCCCCGAUACCUGGGCAGCUCUGCAAGGUUCUAACAGAAAAGAAGAAGCCAAGGAGGGGCAGGCCGUCCCAGGACUGGCGGGAGCGGAGGAACGCCAUCCAGCUCACCAGCGAGCACACAGUGGAGACCCUGGUGGUGGCCGAUGCCGACAUGGUGCAGUACCACGGGGCAGAGGCCGCCCAGAGGUUCAUCCUCACGGUCAUGAACAUGGUGUACAAUAUGUUUCAGCACCAGAGCCUUGGAAGUAAAGUGAACAUCCAAGUUACCAAGCUUGUCCUGCUACGACAACGGCCUGCCAAAUUGUCCAUCGGGCACCAUGGUGAGCGGUCCCUGGAGAGCUUCUGUCACUGGCAGAAUGAGGAAUAUGGAGGAGCCCGAUACCUCGGCAACAAUCAGGUUCCAGGAGGGAAGGACGAUACGCCCCCUGUGGAUGCUGCUGUGUUUGUGACCAGGACAGAUUUCUGCGUACACAAAGAUGAACCGUGUGACACCGUUGGAAUUGCUUACUUAGGAGGUGUGUGCAGUGCUAAGAGGAAAUGUGUCCUUGCCGAAGACAAUGGUCUCAAUUUGGCCUUUACCAUCGCUCAUGAGCUGGGCCACAACUUGGGAAUGAACCAUGAUGAUGACCACUCAUCCUGCGCUGGCAGAUCCCACAUCAUGUCAGGAGAGUGGGUAAAAGGCCGGAACCCCAGUGACCUCUCUUGGUCAUCCUGCAGCCGAGAUGACCUGGAAAACUUCCUCAAGUCGAAAGUCAGCACCUGUUUGCUGGUCACAGACCCCAGGAGCCAGCAUGCGGUGCGUCUCCCUCACAAGCUGCCAGGCAUGCACUACAGUGCCAACGAGCAAUGCCAGAUCCUGUUUGGCACCAAUGCCACCUUCUGCAGAAACAUGGAGCAGCAUCUGAUGUGCGCUGGACUGUGGUGCCUGGUGGAAGGAGAUACGUCCUGCAAGACCAAGCUGGACCCUCCCCUGGACGGCACUGAGUGUGGGGCAGACAAGUGGUGCCGUGCAGGGGAGUGCGUGAGCAAGACACCCAUCCCGGAGCACGUGGACGGAGACUGGAGCCCCUGGGGCGCGUGGAGCAUGUGCAGCCGGACGUGUGGGACGGGAGCCCGCUUCCGGCAGAGGAAAUGUGACAACCCCCCCCCUGGGCCUGGAGGCACGCACUGCCUGGGCGCCAGUGUGGAGCACGCCGUCUGCGAGAACCUUCCCUGCCCCAAGGGCCUGCCCAGCUUCCGGGACCAGCAGUGCCAGACGCAUGACCGGCUCAGCAGCAAGAAGAAGGGCCUGCUGACAGCAGUAGUGGUUGAUGAUAAACCAUGUGAACUCUACUGCUCACCCCUUGGGAAGGAGUCCCCGCUGCUGGUGGCCGACAGAGUCCUGGAUGGCACACCUUGCGGGCCCUAUGAGACCGACCUCUGUGUGCACGGCAAGUGCCAGAAAAUCGGCUGUGAUGGCAUCAUCGGGUCCGCGGCCAAGGAAGACCGGUGUGGGGUCUGCAGUGGUGACGGCAAGACCUGCCGCGUAGUGAAGGGCGACUUCAGCCACUCUCGGGGCACAGUCAAGAAUAAUCCUUGUACGAAGGUGUCCACGUGUGUGAUGGCAAAGGCUGUUCCCAAGUGUUUCUCAUGUUAUAUUGAAGCUGCUGUCAUUCCAGCUGGAGCUCGGAGGAUCCGCGUGGUGGAGGAUAAACCUGCCCACAGUUUUCUGGCCCUGAAAGACACCAGUAAGAGAUCCAUCAACAGCGACUGGAAGAUCGAGCUCCCCGGGGAGUACCAGAUCGCCGGCACCACUGUGCGCUACGUUAGAAGGGGCCUGUGGGAGAAAAUUUCUGCCAAGGGACCAACCAAAAUACCACUGCAUCUGAUGGUGUUGUUAUUUCAUGACCAAAAUUAUGGAAUCCAUUACGAGUACACCGUUCCUGUAAACUACACUGCCGAAAAUCAAAGCGAGCCGGAAAAACCCCAGGACUCUUUGUUCAUCUGGACCCACAGCGGCUGGGAAGGGUGCAGCGUGCAGUGCGGAGGAGGGGAACGCAGAACCAUUGUGUCCUGCACACGGAUUGUUAACAAGACCACAACUCUGGUGAAUGACAGUGACUGUCCUCAAGCAAGCCGUCCAGAGCCCCAGGUCCGAAGGUGCAACUCACACCCGUGCCAAUCACGGUGGGUGGCAGGCCCAUGGAGCCCCUGCUCAGCGACCUGUGAGAAGGGCAUCCAGCAUCGGGAGGUGACCUGCGUGUACCAGCUGCAGAACGGCACACAUGUCACCACGCGGCCCCUCUAUUGCCCGGGCCCCCGGCCAGCACCAGUGCAGAGCUGUGAAGGCCAGGACUGCCUGUCCAUCUGGGAGGCAUCUGAGUGGUCACAGUGCUCUGCCACCUGUGGUAAAGGGACCCAAAAGCGAACUGUGACGUGCACCAACUCGCAAGGAAAAUGCGACGCGUCCAUGAGGCCGAAAGCAGAGGAGGCGUGCGAGGACUACUCAGGCUGCUACGAGUGGAAAACCGGGGACUGGUCCAAGUGCUCCUCAACCUGUGGGAAGGGCCUCCAGUCCCGCGUAGUACAGUGCAUGCACAAGGUCACCGGCCGCCAUGGCAACGAGUGCCCCGCCCUCUCGAAGCCAGCAGCCUACAGACAGUGCCACCAGGAGGUCUGCAAUGACAAGAUCAACGUGAACACCAUCACCUCCCCUCGCCUCGCCGCUCUGACCUACAAAUGUACGCGGGACCAGUGGACAGUGUACUGCCGGGUCAUCCGAGAAAAGAACCUCUGUCAGGACAUGCGGUGGUACCAGCGCUGCUGCCAGACGUGCAGGGACUUCUAUGCGAACAAGAUGCGCCAGCCGCUGCCACCGCCACCAAGCUCAUGA
Molecule: messenger RNA, 3027 nt
Organism: Puma concolor (puma)
Lineage: Eukaryota; Metazoa; Chordata; Mammalia; Carnivora; Felidae
Source: RefSeq, a predicted model, not a curated record